UUAGACUGUAAAUCUUUGGAGAGUAAGCACUAAACAUCUAGUAUCUUCUUAGGCAAGUUUGCUGUUUUAACUAGGUGAUAAUUAGCAAUUAGAAGAUAGCUGCAUUAGUCAUUUGUGAAUCAGGAACACUAACUUUUAUUUUGGAACUGCUUCACUACUGGCUACUUCAGAAAAUAGUGAAGAAAAUAACAGUUUUUGACAAUAUAGAGGUUUAUAUUCCAAAGAAGUGUACAUAGUUUAAUAAUGCCUUAAGUUCUAGAACCUUGUGAUACAGAUUCUUUGCCAGUUAUAACCCUCUGUUAUGAUCUUUAUAUUGGCUUUGAAAGUAUUUUCUUAAGCAGAGGAAAGUAAGUUUAAUCAUGUUGAGAGCUUUACAGACUUGGACAAUUACUACAGGUAAGCAUAUCUAAAAGAAUGAUAGUCCUUGCUGUUAUCAUUAUAAAGAAUCUACAAUAAGCUUUUGAAAUGAUACCAAGAUAACAGUCUGAUCUGUAAAUCAUAGAAUUGAUGGUUGGUGUGCAUCUUAUUUUCAGCCUGUGAAGCACCUCCAUGGUAUGCCUUGGGCUUCUUAGGGCAGUUUGUUAACCAUAGAAAAAUAUAUUUACUAUACCUUUCCUGAACUAACAUCCUCUUACAGUAAGUAGUUCUGAUGUGAGUAUGGUAGGAAUAUCACCUUUGUUUUAAAUACCAUAUGUCCAAUAUACCAUAAGAUCUCAUACUCUUCUGUUAGGCAAUACUGUAUUUGAAUGAGAAAUACAGGCAUAACUUGUUAUAAACUUUUGACUUUAUAACUCUUAUUGAACUUGUUAACUAUGUAUACUUAAUAUGUACUGUUGUGAACUCAGGGCUAUAUUUCAUUUGUACCUUAAGGAAUAAUUUUUUCUUACUACCAUGUCCUAUGUUAUCAUUACAGUUUUCUUAUUUCUAGGAUAUGUAUGAUAUAUUCUCAUUUUUCUACCUAACCAUAUAUUUGUGUGAUUUCUUAAUUAAGAUAGAGACAGAGAUCUCUAACAAAUUAUAAACUUUUAAAUCUGGGACUGUCACAUGUACCUCUUUUGUAUAUACUCCAUAGUACCAACAGUAGUCAUUUGAUAGACAUUCAGUAAAUAUUUGUAAAAUAUAUGAUAUAAGAGUUCUGUUUGACACCUUAUAGUUUCUAAUUUACUUCUAUUUUACUAGUAUCUCAUGUGUUUGUGAUUUCCCCCUCCCCUCUCUGGCAGGUGUUAUGAUGCUACAACUCUUGGAAAAAGUGAUUGAAUUGGAAAAUUGGACAGAGGGAAAAGGUGUCAUUAUCCGUGGGGCAAAUAAUACUUUCUCCUCAGGAUCCGAUCUCAAUGCUGUGAAAGCACUGAGAACUCCAGAG
Messenger RNA from Manis javanica (Malayan pangolin), 1363 nucleotides. Lineage: Eukaryota; Metazoa; Chordata; Mammalia; Pholidota; Manidae. The record is from RefSeq and is a predicted model, not a curated record.